This is a messenger RNA of Megalopta genalis, 3859 nucleotides long. The record is from RefSeq and is a predicted model, not a curated record. Lineage: Eukaryota; Metazoa; Arthropoda; Insecta; Hymenoptera; Halictidae.
ACUCGUUUUAAAGCUUGAAGCUUCUACUUUCACAAUGCGUAGUCCAUUUUUUGAUAAAACGUUUAUACAUGUCGGAAUAAAUUAAUACCCUAGCAAUGACUCUCGGACAAUAAACACGUUUCUCUCGAAAAUAUUGUAAAUUGAAACGUCUCUAAAAUCGGUAAACAAUUUUUCCGUCAAUGAAACUCAUCUCAUUUUAAAGCUCGUAGCUUCUACUUUCGCGACAUCUGGUCCAUUUUCUGAUAAAACAUUUGCAGAAGUCGGAAUAAAUUAAAUACCCUAGCAAUAACUCGGACAAUAAAUACGCUCCUUUCGAAAGUGCCAUAAAUUGAAAUGUCUCUAGAAUCGUAGUAAAAUUUGUUCCGUUAAUAAAACUACCAUCGUCUUAAAGAUCGAAGCUUCCUCUUUACAACGAGCCAUAAAAACUUGAUCCACGAUUUUUUCCGACCGUCCCACAGUACAGAAAUGGAGAACGAGUUCGUCGCGUACGAAUAUCAGCAUCGGGAAUAAGAACAAAAAAUGAACAGAUGCCACACAAAACAGUGAAAAUAUUGCACAAAUUUAGAACCCCCGUUGCGCCGUUGUUGGCCGAAUGAAACCGUUAAAAGGCCUCGCAGCGUUUCGAAGCGGACACCGUCGGACGAGUGGCAGGCCCGACACCGGCGAGGACACACUGCGAGCCUGAAACACACAUGCUGAGGAGACGAGCGAGAAACUGACCGUCACCAUGAGGCCAUGGACCAACAAAUCCGUCGGCCUUGGGCUGCUCGGACUGCUACUAAUCGUCACCGGCACGUGUCUGUACUUGUUCUGGCCGGCCAUCUUCCACCAUGUUUUACAAAAGGAGAUGCCGCUGUCACCGACCUCGAAGGCGUUCCAGGUCUGGAACGACACGACCAGCUUGCCUCCGAUGUACUUCAGGAUCUAUUUCUUCAACUGGACGAACCCGCACGACCUCCGCGAGAAGGGAAAGAAGCCAAUCCUGGACGAGCUCGGACCAUACGUAUUUCGGGAAAUCCGUCAGAAGGCGAACGUGACGUUCCAUCCGGAGAACAGUACCGUCAGCUUCUUCUACCGUCGAUGGUGGUACUUCGAGCCGGAACUGACCAACGGCUCUUUGAGCGACAAAAUCACGCAGCUGAACACCGUCGCGAUCUCGGCGAAGCACAAGACGCGCUACUGGGACCAAAUGCUGCAGAGCACCCUGUCGUUGAUGCUGUCCUCCUCGGAGGUGCACACCACGAAGACGGUGAACGAGCUGAUAUUCGCCGGCUACGAGGACAAUCUGAUCAAGCUCGGACGCGUGGCAGCCGUCGCGGAUGACGACAUUCCGCCGUUCGACAAAUUCGGCUGGUUCUACAUGAGAAACGGCUCGACGAUGUUCGACGGCCACUUCAACAUGGACACAGGGGCUGCGGACGUGAGUCAGUUCGGCGUGCUGAAGAAGUGGAACUACAAGGACACCACCAAGUUCUUCAGGAGCCCUUGCAACGUGGUCGAGGGCAGCGCCGGCGAGUUCUGGCCGCCGUAUCGUCAAAAGGACGAAAUCUCGCUGUUCAGCGGCGAAUUGUGCAGACCGUUAACGUACGAGUAUUCCGAUUCCACUUUGCACAUGGGGGUGGAAGGCUACCGGUACAUCCUCAGCGAGAAGACUCUCGGCAACAAUACGAGAAGACGUUACCCUCACGAGCAAGCGAAGUACUUCGAAUCUACGACAACGACCGAAGACUUCUUCGAGGCGGAGCACUCCGCGGAAGUGACAGACCCGCCCGACGAGGACCCAGACAUCGUAAACAUAGGCAACUGUUUCUGCAACGGAAGAUGUACCCCCGUGGGCCUGAUGAACGUCAGUUCCUGCCGCUACGGCGCACCAGUGUUCGCCAGUCUGCCUCAUUUUAACAGAGCCGAUCCUAAUCUUCGGGAUAAAGUCGUCGGGUUGAACCCGGACGAGGACAAGCAUGAUUUCAUCAUCAUCCUCGAACCGGCAACGGGCAUUCCGCUGAAAGUGUCGGCGAGGCUGCAGGUGAACGUGCUCCUAGAAUCAUCAAAGAUUGUGUCGCUAUUCAAGGACGUUCCGACUAUCUACUUCCCAGUGAUGUGGUUCUCGCUGGACGUCGAGGCCACGGAAACGUUCAUGGACGAUCUGAAGACGUUGCUGUCGCUGUCCGACGUGUUCACGUAUAUCGGAGCGAUCUUAGUUCUCGUUGGAUCGCUCACGAUCUUCACCGUAGCGUUGCUGUACCUGUUGAGCAGGCAGCGAGCCAACUCGGUAGCCAACGAUAAGGCCUCGAAGCCACGAAUGAUCGCGUCCACGAUCAAUAAAAUGGAGUUGAUGUACCUGGACACGAGCGGGGCCGCCGACGACGGCCACGUGAGGAACGAUCGAAGGCUCUACCCCAGUUCGAUCGAUAGCAUGAACAUGGAUCUACAGUCGAAGCUGCGACAGCAGAAGUAACGGAGGAGAUCGUUUUGUCGACCGACGAUCCAUGCUUCGACGAUCCCGAUUCCGCGCCGCGAUCUACGAUCGCGGAGAUCUCUGAGCGCAGCUUCGUGUUAGUCCGAUGAUCGCAGGACAGAGUUUUCCUGCGCGACUCGUCCACCAAUUUAGGAUUCUAUAGACUGAACUGAGGCUGAUCUCGUAGAUCGGGCGUGUUUGGGUAGCUCUGAAAUAGAGGGGCUCUGCAGGGUGUCGCAUCAAUUGCCUUACUUCCGGGAAACGAGAAAGAGAGGUUCGCCAGGUGAUUCCGAGCAACUUUUUCCUCAGCGAAAAUUCGAUCCGCGGCUCCGUUUACGAGUUAUCGGCGAUAAACGCCGGCCAAUGGGAGGGCAAGCUCGACCAGCGCUGGGCGGGCCGCGCCGACGAGCGGCUGGCGCCGAGCCCCGCUGAUUGGCUCGGCUGCUCAGCGCGGCCGCCUCUCGCCGCUCAUUGGUCGCCGUUUUUCGUCGAUAACUCGUAAACGAAGCCUCGGAUCGAAUUUUUGCCGAGGAAGAAGCUGCUUGGAAUCGCCUCGAGAAGCGAUUCCCGGAAGUCGCGUAAUUUUCGGGCAUAUUCUGUAUACGUAAGGGAACAGGAGGAUUUCGGGAGACGCCGUUGUUUCUCGAGGAAACCGGGCGCGCAGCGUCUCUCUCAUUCCGUCGAGCCUUAUCAAUCGACGUGUCUCGAGCAAUCAUGACUACAGCAGCGAUCGGGGUGAAAUUUCUUUAAGACUGACUAAGUAGCGAUCGAUACCUUGAAUUAGUGCCUGAACAGCUGAACGAUUUUAGGAGCCUCUAGCAUGAAUGCGCGACGAGCGCCGAUCGAGCCGAUGGACAACGACGUGUUCGACCCCGAGAACCGGACAUUCUGAUUACGAUUAGGGUUAGUCUAAGAUGGGACCAAGGAUGGUUGGAAAAUGGGAGUGUGUGAUGGAACCGUGUCAAUUCGAAGGUGCCAAGUUCUUUGUACCAGUUCUAAUAGCAAUAUAUAUCGUCGAAAUAUUGACGAUUAGCGCACGGCAGAUGAUCGAUCGAUCAAUCGACGCCUAUGUUCCUCCUUUGCUCGCGUAUGGUGGCGACAGUUUGUGCCAAUACUUUUCUAGCUAAGAUCGCCGCGUUAAUUUUAGUCAAUUAAACCACGGGCGUCCUAUUUACCGCGUUAAUUAUCCCGCAGUUCGUCUCGCGCCGACGAACCGACUCCACGAUCGGGCUACUGCGAUCUCGAUCAUGUUCGAUCAAGUGCAAUUUCUAGAUAUAAUAUAUCAAAGCCUCAGCGGGUUUCCGUUCGAACACGGGAGGGCUCGUCGAGCGCGUCGGGUUCUUACGAGGACGGAAAUUUUUGUAUUGUAUUUUAAUAAAUACUUUAAGCUAUUUGAUUUCGUUA